AUGAAUAGCACUGCUAAAGUUUCUUUAGUAUACUGUGUACUGUAUCCUGAGCUGUGUUCUCUCUCCUCAGACCCCACCCCGCCUGUGAGUGCUGCUGGCAAGGCCUCUUCAUACAGACAGCCUGCACUGGUCCUCCUCAUCCUGUGCUGUCUCUUACUGGCUGCCAUCAUCUCCCUCGCUGUCUAUCAUUUCAGAACUAAAGAAGAUCCUGAGAAAUACACCAGCCUGUCCACAAAUUAUUCAUCAUUACUGAAUCAGCUCCAGGACUUGAGCAGUGACUACAGCAACCUCAACAGGAAUCAUUCUGAGCUGCAGAGUAACUAUAGCAGGCUCAAUGAAACUCAUUCUGAGCUGCAGAGUAACUAUAGCAGGCUCAAUGAAACUCAUUCUGAUCUGCAGAGUAACUAUAUCAAGCUAUCUGGAUCUCACUCUAAUCUGCAGAGUAACUAUAGCAGGCUCAAUGAAACUCAUUCUGAGCUGCAGAGUAACUAUAGCAGGCUCAAUGAAACUCAUUCUGAGCUGCAGAGUAACUAUAGCAGGCUCAAUGAAACUCAUUCUGAGCUGCAGAGUAACUAUAGCAGACUCCAAAAAGAAAAUUCAGCAUUGAAAAAGCACAGUACUGAGCUGUCUGUCAAAUCAAUCUUGGAUAAAUACUGUCCUCUCAAAGAAGGCUCUUCAAAGGAGCGGGUUUGUAAAGCCUGUCCAGAGAAGUGGGUGGAGUUCAAUGGAAAGUGCUACUACUUCUCACCUGAUGAAAUGAACUGGCACUCCAGCCGGGCUAGCUGUGUGUCAAUGGGAGCAGACCUGGUGAUUAUAGAGAGCGAGGCAGAGCAGAAAUUCUUAUCAGAGAAUGCUAAAACGGAUUCUUACUGGAUUGGCCUGACAGAUGCUGUUACUGAAGGAGUCUGGCUCUGGGUGGACGACACUCCUCUCAAUGACAAGGCAAAAUUCUGGGCCACAAGGACACAUGAUAAAUGUAAAGAGCCUGAUGACUAUAAGGUUGAGGACCCGUCUGGUGAAGACUGUGCACAACUACAACCACAGAGGAAUUCCAAAGAGACCUGGUUUGAUUCUUCAUGCAAAAAGCAAUAUAAAAGGAUUUGUGAAACUGAGGCAGUGAUAGUUUAUAAAGAGGAUAUGACAGGUUGACCGAGUGACGACGUCCCCAGAGCAGAAAGCUGACACAGACAGGCAGGUACUCGGGUGAAAGUGCUGGUGCGCGCGUAUUUAUUUAAAAAUAAAAUUAAACAAAAACAACUCAGAGCAAAAAUUAAUAUUUAAAACAAAACAAAACGAUACCUAGGUCAGGCUGGGCAGUCGCCUUCAUUGAUCCUGUAGUUCUCUAGUUUUAUUUUUACUUUCGAUUUUCACCCGUCUCACUCUCGUUCCUCCUCUCAAUCACCCACCCUGAACACAGAAACAGACAGGUUCAUAUACUCGAGGCCAUCUCCGAAUCAACACCCAAUUCAUUAAUUUGGAUACGGACACAUUCUGCACGAGAGUUUUGGUUUGCGUGGCCGACAGUCAAUUUGUCAAUAAUCACUGACUGCUGACCACGCAUUCUCAUGAGCUGUCUGUCAGAGACGAGCUGCUAACACCACCUGUGCCAGACCACAUUCAAACCAAUAAUAAACAAAACACUCGUCUUUUAAAUAAACACAAAAUCCCUUUUUGCCAGCACAUUCACCCGUGCUACAUAAACACAACCCAAUACAUGAUUUCCAGGCAGGGCUUUGCCCCGCCCCCUCUAACAAUGUUCAGGGCUUCUCCUCUGCCCUGCCACACAGGACAAUCAGGAAAAAAGAAACUAACGUCACUGAAGCACAAAGAGAGACGAGAAAGAAUAGAAGAAACUCAGUUCAGAUAGACAAGCAUGCAGGUCAUCCCCCAACAUUACCAGAUUAACCGUUUGAUUCCACAUUAUGAAAAAGCAGAGAUAACAAUGAGCUGGUGGUGGUUUGUACUGAAUGAAGUCUGGCCGUGAGAACAGAAUUGCAUUGUUUGUUCAGAAACAAAGCUGAAACAUUAAGAAUCUCACAAUAUGAAAGAGCAGCUGAGAUAUAAAACUGCUCUCAGGUAGUUUAGCAACGUGAACAGAAAGGUCAGUGUUUAUUUAAAACCACUACACACAUGCACCCAGGAGACCCCCGAACCCUGAUCUCCUGUGAAAAAAACAAAACAAGAAGUUAUCAUGUUCACCAUGCAGAGUGGGACAGACAGAAAGACCCGAUCAGUGAAGAAAGCUCCACAUCUUGAAUGAGGACCCCAACAACAAGAUUGGGAAUCAAAGUCUUAAUCGUAAUGAUGGGGAGAUUCAACCUGAUUCCUCACAGGGAGGGGCCAGCCCUACCUAACUGAUAGAAGCACACCCCCACAAACAGUCUGAAUCAGCACACUGAUGAAGGCACCACACUGUGCAGAGUUUAUGAUUGUGUGAAGUAAAUGAAGUCAGACAAGAAAACUACAAGAAGAUAACUUAUGAAAUUAAGAUAUUUCACCAAGUGGAGUCUCUCAAAGUCAUUAAGUUUUGCUUUAUUGUAUAACUGAGUCUUUGGAGUUUUGCUCCCUCUAGUGGUUCACAGAGGUAUGACUAGUUAGUCACACAGGAUACACACAUUUCGUAACUGUAUCUGAGGGCUGUGCUCUGAGCUACAAUAGAGCAACCCACUGAAACAACUACUUCAGCAGAUUAGUAUUAUCAUUUUAUAACCCUGCACUGCACUGAUACUCAUUAUAAAAGUUCACCCUGGUAAAUGUACAGUCAUUUUGCAGUUUCCUGUGCUUUAGCAGGCUUGUGCUGGUUUGCCAUUGUUUUUACAACACUUUACAAUACAUAUCUGUGCUUCACCUGCUCGCCUUUGCUUUACCAUGAUUGUGCUGUGCUUUUACCCUGGUAUACCACACACUUACAAGGGAGACAAUGAUCAUUUUUAUAGAUCUUCAGUAUUGUGUUUCACUCCAUUCUGACUACAGCUCCCAUCAUCCCUCACUGGUACUGCUGGGGUAGAGCAUGAUGGGAGCUGUAGGCACUGUAUUGAAUAUGCAGCCUUCUGUCUUUCCCCAUAUUUAAGGUUGUUACCUCACAAUCCUGUAUUGAUAAAAUGUGCAUUAUAGGUUUUCUUGUAAAAUGUUAUCAGUGUAAAAAACACCAAAGAUGUAAGAAAAUGAGAAGGAGAGCUCCUGUUCCUCUUCCAUUUGUUUCCAUUUGUGUUUUUCUUCUCUGAGCUGAAGCAGAGCUCCUUGUAUAUACAGCGUUCCUAUCAUACCCCCCUGCUGCUGCUGUUUAGUUCACAAGCCAGAAAGCUUGCAUUGUUACUGAUAAAGCAGAGUGCAAACACAAAAGACCACACUCUGGAAGAAUGUGAUAAAUAUUCAGACAGAUUGUAGAGUCAAAUUGAACAAGAUUAUGAGAUGCAGGUUUCAGUGCAAUAUUCUUCAGCAUGUUGAUUAAACUAUUGCUUUGUAUAUUA
Acipenser ruthenus (sterlet) is the source of this 3470-nucleotide messenger RNA. Its product is annotated as asialoglycoprotein receptor 1-like. Bases 1 to 1149 code for a protein of 382 amino acids. Lineage: Eukaryota; Metazoa; Chordata; Actinopteri; Acipenseriformes; Acipenseridae. The record is from RefSeq and is a predicted model, not a curated record. The transcript has 6 exons.